Scheffersomyces coipomensis is the source of this 2355-nucleotide messenger RNA. RefSeq lists its product as uncharacterized. The record is from RefSeq and is a predicted model, not a curated record. Gene Ontology annotation, molecular function: protein kinase activity; ATP binding. Lineage: Eukaryota; Fungi; Ascomycota; Pichiomycetes; Serinales; Debaryomycetaceae. The transcript is spliced from 7 exons. The coding region runs from base 1 to 2355 and encodes 784 amino acids. Gene Ontology annotation, biological process: protein phosphorylation.
AUGUCAGGGAGCACUCAAAUCUACAAUUUCAAAAUUGAUAAUAGUCUUAUCAUAAGAAGCAUUCAAUUAGUUCAAACUUAUCUCCAAGAUGCAAAUCAUGAUUAUUUGGAAAAUGCUAGUCUUUUAUAUUUUAAAGAAUUGGAAAUGAAGCGUGAAGUCGAAUUUGUAUCUGAAUUAGAUUCUGAAGUCCCAAAUUUCGAACCAUUUAGAAAAGAGAUAGCUCAUCGCUUACUUUGUUUUCAUCAGUUUCUUGGUAAUACAGGUACAUUGAAUGAACCUAGACAUUAUGAUCAGGUUGAAUUAGAACCUCCUUUUAGACCCAUGAUGCUUCUUGAACGGUAUUUGGCGUUCAUUGCAAGAAGAUAUUUUAGUCAAUUUGAUACAUUUGAUGAAAUGCAGAUUGAAGCUCUAGUUAACAAAGUAUGCAGGAUAUUCAUCUACUCUCAACUAUUUGUAUUUCCCUUUCAACUGCCAGUAUGUGACAAACAAUGGAGCACAAUAGAUGCUCCAGACCCUAAUUUGAAUGUCCCAAAGAAUCCAAGUACUUAUUAUACAAGCAGCAGAAAAUUUCUUGAAACCCAUAGUCAGAUAAUACCUAAUGUGAUUGACGAGAUUGAUAAUAAGAUAGAAUCAGUAAAAGUAUCCUUCGUAAUGGGAAUUUGUCCACCAAUAACUGAGAUCCUUGAUGAAAGAUAUCACUUGAAAAGUACGGUUAUUCUGAAUGUAAUGAGAGGUAUAUUGGUACCAUUAAAAGACUUAUUAAGUUGGCACUAUGACGCAGAAUUAAUGUCACAAGUCUGCUAUGACAUUAUAUCAGCUCCUGAUUUUUGCAUUCAUGUUGGAUUUAGAAAUUCAAUGACUUACUUUGAUUUUCCAGUUGAAGUGAAUCCAAAAUUAAGUAUUGAUCCAUUAACUCAACAAAGAUUAGCAAAAAUCAAAUGCAGUAUACAAUGUCAUAAAUUCACAGAUUAUAGUCCUUCAUUAAUCAUGUAUAGACUGUUGUUGACUUAUUUUGAAAGAUACACUGCCGCGGAUAGUAUUAGAAUUGACAAAUUCCUUAUUGAUAAGAGUAUAUCAUUAAUACAUCAAUAUUCGACAGAUGUUAAGCAUAACUACUUAGAUCAAGCACCAUACAAUUUCAUAUUUAAAGAGCAAAGAAAUCAAAGAGAAAUAGAAUUCAAAAGUAUUGAAGAUUCAAGAAAAGUCGAUUAUCAAGGUUUCAGAGAAGAAAUUGGUAUAACCACUAAUAUAAGCACCAAUGAAUCAAGAGCAACAACUUCAGCAUUUACAGAAAAUAGAUCGUUCUAUGAAUCGUACAGGCAGUUAGAAGUUGAAAAUUUGAAUGUUGAUGAUAAAAUCCAGCUAGUCGAAUUGAGAGCAUUAGAGGAGCUAGAAUUCUCUGAUAUUGGAUUUGGUGCGGGAAAUACAAGAAAUGAACUGGAAUUACUAGGAGUUUUAUGUGAUAGAGAGUCAAUUAUAUUUAUCAAAUUAGAAGAUGAGCUACCUGUCCUUGGAAGUGAUCCAUUAACUCUCAUAAGAACAGCUAAACUUAAAUGUAAAGUUACUCAAGCAGAUAAGAACAAAAUUGAUAAUAUUUUGAAAGCAAUGAAGCUUACCGAUGCUGACAAGGUUGAUGUGGAAAUAGGUAAAUACAAUUUCAUUAAAGCAGAGUGGCAGACUCGCUUUAAACAUUUUGAAGCCGUUGGAGAUUACCUCAUCCGAAACGAUGCACCAGACAUCAAAAUUCGAAAAGAGUUUCUCCUUGACUUCAGAGCCACGGAAGUAAAUUUCAAUCAAAGUAUCAAUGAGGAGGAUUUUUCAAAUUUAUUUGCAAUUCAAAUUAAUGAACCGGAUAAAGUGGUUCAUCAUUCAAAGGUAAAUAACAAUGGGGUAAACUUAGAAAGGCCAGUAUCAAAAGAAGGUCGAACAGAAACAACCAAUGCAACUCCUUAUUUAUAUAGUUCGGGUUUAAUCGAUUGGCCUAGUCGAAGUGGUAGAUCUGGUCAUGAAAGAAUCUGUGGAUUCUUUCUUUUGAUGGACCAGGUCCCACAAAAUUAUCCAUCAUCUGAGUUUGAGUAUCAGAAUUUAGCUGCAAUUUCUUUGAAAUCAAUCCAUGAACGUGGUCUUAUACAUGGUGAUAUCAAAUAUCAAAAUUUUAAAUAUGACGCUACAAAGCGUAAAGUUAUAUUCUAUGAUUUUGGACUAUCUAGAUUUGAUAUUCAAAGAUUUAGUAAAAAAUCUGCUGCACUACUUGGUCUGACAAAAGCUCAACAAAAGGAAGAACUUGUAAAAUUAAAUGAAGCGGUAGCUGAUGCUUUCAGAUAUCGCUAUUCUGGUACAAAUAGCCAGGUAUAA